This is a messenger RNA of Arachis duranensis, 1186 nucleotides long. RefSeq names its product glyoxylate/succinic semialdehyde reductase 1. The transcript is spliced from 8 exons. Gene Ontology annotation, molecular function: NADP binding; NAD binding; 3-hydroxybutyrate dehydrogenase activity. NCBI's taxonomy places the organism in Eukaryota, Viridiplantae, Streptophyta, Magnoliopsida, Fabales, Fabaceae. The record is from RefSeq and is a predicted model, not a curated record. Gene Ontology annotation, cellular component: cytosol. The coding region runs from base 85 to 960 and encodes 291 amino acids.
CUUCUUCAGAGUACAAGAGUGUACUACUGAGACUCAGAGAUCAACCUUCAAUAGCUGAUUUGAAACGAGAGAGAGAAAUCAGAAAUGGAGGUAGGGUUCUUGGGUCUAGGGAUAAUGGGCAAGGCCAUGUCCAUGAACCUUCUACGCCAUGGCUUCAAGGUCACUGUUUGGAACAGGACUCUCUCAAAGUGUGAUGAACUUGUGGAACAUGGUGCUUCAAUUGGAGAAACCCCUGCAGCUGUGAUCAAGAAAUGCAAGUAUACAAUUGCAAUGUUGUCUGAUCCUUCGGCUGCUCUAUCGGUUGUAUUUGAUAAAGAUGGUGUUCUUGAGCAAAUUGGUAAUGGAAAAGGUUAUGUUGACAUGUCAACAGUUGAUGCAGAUACAUCUUCGAAGAUAUCUGAGGCAAUCAAAUCGAAAGGUGGUUCCUUCCUUGAAGCUCCUGUUUCAGGUAGCAAGAAGCCUGCCGAAGAUGGCCAACUAGUAAUACUUGCUGCGGGGGACAAGGCAUUGUACGAUGAAGUAGUGCCAGCAUUUGAUGUAUUAGGAAAGAAAUCUUUCCAUCUUGGUGAGGUCGGAAACAGCGCAAAAAUGAAACUUGUUGUUAACAUGAUAAUGGGAAGUAUGAUGAAUGCUUUCUCCGAGGGACUCACACUAGCCGGAAGAAGUGGAUUGAACCCUUCGACUCUUCUUGACGUGCUGGAUCUAGGUGCCAUUGCUAACCCCAUGUUUAAAAUGAAAGGACCCUCAAUGCUAAAAAACAAUUACUCCCCAGCUUUUCCACUAAAACAUCAGCAGAAGGACAUGAGAUUAGCCCUCGCCCUCGGAGACGAAAAUGCUGUACCGAUGCCUAUAGCAGCUGCAGCAAAUGAGGCUUUCAAGAAAGCCAGGAGCAUGGGAUUGGGAGACCUUGACUUUUCAGCAGUCCAUGAGACUUUGAAAAAACCUGAUCAUUCAUCUUGAGAGACAUUAACUCUGCAAAUUGAUUGAGCCAUUGAUAUGGCCAAUAAGUGUUUCAAUCUUCUGUUUGAGCAUAGGUUACAAUUAUAAUAUAUUUGGAUGAAUUGUAAACUUUUUCCUACAUCGGACACGUGAAAUUAUGACGUUUACAUCCAUAGUGGACACUGGAUAUCAUUGUUUUGGAUGCUAUGAACCAAGUUGCAAAUGGUUUUAUUUGUCUUAUAAGUAA